UCAACAAAAACAAAAGUCCGUGGUUAGUUUCAAUAAGAAAUGCUAUCACAUACGAAUGGCGGAUGUGGGUGAUAGUGAUUAAAGUAUUUGUAAAAUGUUUGUGCCAGCAGAGCAGGAGUAACACUAUUGAGCAACAUUGGUGGCAGUUAAAUUAUAGCCCAUUCUUUUUACUGUGACGCCCACACGACUGUUUGUGCUGAGUGUUGUUGUCGGUACAAGGCGUUUGUAAAAGGGGUUGCCAAGGGGCGGCAGAAGCAAUCAAGUGGCAACAAGAACGACAACAACAACACCAGCAGCAGCAGGAGAGUAAAAUGCAAAAAGUUAAUUAGUGUGAACAAAAUCAUAUUGAACAGCCCGUGGUGGCCGGGUCAUCCAAUUAGGUUUGGGCACCGAGUUAUAUUCGCGUCAUGGAGUUCGCCGAUCUGAUUAAAACACCCAAGCUGGAUGGGGUGUUUCUACAUGACCCGCUGCAAGCAAAUGCAACAGUUGAGGGUACCCUGUGCAUAACGGGCCAUCAUUUGUUGCUUAGUGCGAGGCAGGAGAAUAGCCAAGAAUUAUGGUUACUCCAUAAGAAUAUCGAUUCUGUGGAGAAGAAACCAUCGAUGGGCCAAAACAUUGUCCUGGGUGGUACCAUUACACUUAAGUGCAAGGAUUUGAGAAUUAUCUCGUUGGAGAUAAAGUAUGCCAAGGAGUUUUUCAAUGUUGCUGCAUCUCUGGAGGCGCUCAGUGCCAUACAAAAUCCAGAGCUGGACUAUCCAUUCUUUUACAGACCGAUGUACUCCAUAUUGGAGGAUGGUUAUACCAUGUUUAGGCCAGAGCUGGAAUUUGCUAAACUCAUUAACGGUGUGGGUGCAAUGGGCGGCAUUUCUUCCCCCAAUGUGGCCAACAUAGCAAUUUGCUUGCCAUCUACAUCAUGUAUAUCUGUGGGUGCAACAGCAGGCAGCAGCAAUAGCAUCGUUGGCAUACCCCACCCCCUGCAAAACGGUUUUGCGCUGGAUGCAGCAGCCGCUUUGACAGUGGGAGGAGCCACUAUGAUACUGCCGUCCUGCGAAUGGCGUCUCACGAACAUUAACAAAGACUUCAGCGUUUGCCCGACAUAUGGCGCCACGCUAAUUGUACCUAAAGCAAUUACGGACGAACAGGUUGCUCUUUCUGCCACAUUUCGCGAUGGUGGACGGUUUCCCAUGCUCAGCUACAGGCACGAGAAUGGCGCCACUUUGAUGCGAAGCUCUCAGCCUUUGUCCAUACAAGGUAUCAAACGUUGUCGCGCCGAUGAGGCCAUACUUAACUUAGUUCUGGGGCGCAGCAAAAAGGGAUUCAUUGUGGACACUUGGGGCAAGGGAAAAUCCAAUACGGAAACCGAUCUUCAUUACUCCCAGUGGAAGAAAGUAAAUCGAUCGAUUGGAAAUGUUAGCUCACCUGCUUCCAUACUGGAUAGUUAUGCCAAGCUGAUAGAGGCCUGCAAUGAUAUAGGCUGCAGCACCGACAAAUGGCUCUCUCGUCUUGAGAACAGUGGCUGGAUGAGCCUGGUAUUAAACUCAUUAAAUGCUUCAUGUGUGGUAGCUCAGUGCUUGGAUCAAGAGGGCAGUCCGGUACUAGUUCAUGGCGCCAAGGGAUUAGACUCAACUCUGAUUGUCACAUCGCUGGUCCAGAUUAUACUCAAUCCCGAUUGCCGUACUGUACGGGGUUUGCAGGCGCUGAUUGAGCGAGAAUGGAUACAGGCGGGUCAUCCGUUUGCCUCACGCCAUCGCUAUGCAUGCUACACGCCACAUCAGACGCGCAACAAGAAUUCUGGGGCUACUUUUGUGCUUUUCCUGGAUUGUAUUUACCAGUUGUUCACACAGUUUCCGUGCAGCUUUGAAUUCAGCACACAGUUGUUGAUAUUACUAUUUGAGCACAGCUACUUCUCGCAAUAUGGCACUUUUCUCUGCGACUCAGAGAAGGAACGACAUGACUUAAAAAUCCAUACACGAACGACAAGCCUUUGGUCCUAUCUGAAUCGGCCAGAUGUAUUACAAACUUUGCUAAAUCCUUUGUAUGAACCAAAUGCCAAUGUCAUAUGGCCAUCUGUGGCACCCAUUAGCCUGGAAUUGUGGGGAGAACUUUAUUUACGUUGGGUGGUAGAUCAGCGUAGCCUGAUUAGUAAUAUGGCUCAAAUUCAGGAACUGGUAACACGCGAGAAGGAGCUUAGAACUCAGGUUCUUAAACUGCGCAAACAGGCCUUGGAGCUGAGCCAAGAUGUCUCCACACUCAUGAACCAUCAUGCUGAAUCUGCAUAGAUGGAUGGCUACCUCAGAAGCUGCAACAAUCUCUAUAACUCCUCCUUCACACGUUUACAUACAUAUUUUUGAUACGUUUGAAUUUAGUUUAAGUCCAUAUACACAUAUACUAUAUAUCUACGAUAUCUAUUAUUUCUAUUGCAAUAAGUCUUAAAGAGUUCCAUUUACAACCAAAAUUGUGCUGAACAACUGAAAAAAUGUAAUUAUAAUAUUAUACUUGUAUUUGGAUCAGAUUUUGAAUCAAAGAUCCAUUCUAAAACGGUAUAUAUAUAUAUAUAAAUGUACAUAUGUAGCUACAUAAUUACGCUCUCUGUCUUUACAAGCAAAUUGCGCUCUCUAAACUAAAGUGAAACUAACAUGGCACAUGGCAAAACUAUCAAAUGUUUAAUAACAAUUUGAGUCAAUUUUUGACGCAUUUACUUUUAUGAAAUUUUUAAAUAUAUAAGAAGUCUUCAAAAUUGAAUAUUUAUCUAUACAUACGGUACUAACCUUAAUUCAGUGUUUAAUGAUCAAAUUUUAGUAUUGUAAUCUCAAGAGAUUUGCCUUUUUCGAAAUGUUUAAUGAAAUCGCAUAAAUUUGUAAGCUUUAAAAGUUAAAAACAAAAAAAAAAACAAAAACAUUGUAAAAUGAAGAACAACCGAAACGGAAAUUAAUUAAUUAUGCUAUGCAUGCGUUGGUACAUUAAUAUUUAUAAAUGUUUGUAGUUAAUAUAAAUGG
This is a messenger RNA of Drosophila willistoni, 2996 nucleotides long. Its product is annotated as myotubularin-related protein 9. Bases 408 to 2279 code for a protein of 623 amino acids. The record is from RefSeq and is a predicted model, not a curated record. The transcript has 6 exons. Gene Ontology annotation, biological process: negative regulation of autophagy. NCBI's taxonomy places the organism in Eukaryota, Metazoa, Arthropoda, Insecta, Diptera, Drosophilidae.